AUGGAGGACGUGCCGACCGGGGCGGAGUGCAUCGCGCGGCGGUGCGGGUGGGUGAUAUGGACUUCCGUAGUCGUGCGCCUCCUGCGCUACGGUCCCGGCGACUCCUCCCGGCCGCAUUGCGACGGGCGCUUCGCCAGCGCCGACGGCCGCGAGAACAGCUUCCUCACCGUGCGCCUAUACCCCAACGGCGGCGCUAAGCGGAUCUCGGCUGAUUUUCGCGAUCCCCGAGCUGUCGGGCUUUAA
Durotheca rogersii is the source of this 243-nucleotide messenger RNA. RefSeq lists its product as uncharacterized. Bases 1 to 243 code for a protein of 80 amino acids. Lineage: Eukaryota; Fungi; Ascomycota; Sordariomycetes; Xylariales; Xylariaceae. The record is from RefSeq and is a predicted model, not a curated record. The transcript is spliced from 2 exons.